Molecule: messenger RNA, 2973 nt
Organism: Erinaceus europaeus (western European hedgehog)
Lineage: Eukaryota; Metazoa; Chordata; Mammalia; Eulipotyphla; Erinaceidae
Gene: PPP1CB
Product: protein phosphatase 1 catalytic subunit beta
Exons: 8
Coding region: 282-1265 (327 amino acids)
Biological process (GO): regulation of circadian rhythm; circadian regulation of gene expression
Cellular component (GO): nucleus; cytoplasm
Molecular function (GO): protein serine/threonine phosphatase activity
Source: RefSeq, a predicted model, not a curated record
GGAGGGGAGAGGCGGGGCGGGACGGCGCGGGCGACGGCACUGCUGCUGGACUUUGCGGAGCUGGGCGGUACCGAGGCGGAGGCGGAGGCGGCGGCCCGGUUCGUGCGGGCUACGCCGGUCUGCGGCUCGCUCUCUGGCGGUGUGCGCCUCCGCGGGCGCGCGCUCCGCUCCUGGGCGGGCGGGGUGGCCGUGACGCGCCGUGAGGGAGCGCGGAGCCGCAGCCGCCGCCGCCGGGAAGCCCUUGUUCGCGCGGCCGGGAAGGAGCGUCGGGCGCCCACAAGAUGGCGGACGGGGAGCUGAACGUGGACAGUCUCAUCACCCGGCUGCUGGAGGUACGAGGAUGUCGUCCAGGAAAGAUAGUGCAGAUGACUGAAGCAGAAGUCCGGGGCUUAUGCAUCAAGUCUCGGGAGAUCUUUCUCAGCCAGCCUAUUCUGUUGGAAUUGGAAGCACCGCUGAAAAUUUGUGGAGAUAUUCAUGGACAGUAUACAGACUUACUGCGGUUAUUUGAAUAUGGAGGUUUUCCACCAGAAGCCAACUAUCUCUUCUUAGGCGAUUAUGUGGACAGAGGGAAGCAGUCUUUGGAAACCAUUUGUUUGCUAUUGGCUUACAAAAUAAAAUAUCCGGAGAACUUCUUUCUCUUAAGAGGAAACCAUGAGUGUGCUAGCAUUAAUCGCAUUUAUGGAUUCUAUGAUGAAUGCAAACGAAGAUUUAAUAUUAAGUUGUGGAAGACCUUCACUGAUUGCUUUAACUGUCUGCCUAUAGCUGCCAUCGUGGAUGAGAAGAUCUUCUGUUGUCAUGGAGGACUGUCACCAGACCUGCAAUCUAUGGAGCAGAUUCGGAGAAUCAUGAGGCCCACUGAUGUCCCUGAUACAGGUUUGCUCUGCGAUUUGCUGUGGUCUGACCCAGAUAAGGAUGUACAGGGUUGGGGAGAAAAUGAUCGUGGUGUUUCCUUCACAUUUGGAGCUGACGUAGUCAGUAAAUUCCUGAAUCGUCAUGAUUUAGACUUGAUUUGUCGAGCACAUCAGGUGGUUGAAGAUGGAUAUGAAUUUUUUGCUAAACGACAACUGGUGACUCUGUUUUCAGCCCCAAAUUACUGUGGCGAGUUUGAUAAUGCUGGUGGAAUGAUGAGUGUGGAUGAGACCUUGAUGUGUUCAUUUCAGAUAUUGAAACCAUCUGAAAAGAAAGCUAAGUACCAGUAUGGUGGACUGAAUUCAGGACGCCCUGUCACUCCACCUCGGACAGCUAACCCACCGAAGAAAAGGUGAAGAAAGGAACUCUGAAGAAGCCGUCAGAUCUGUUAAGGACAUACUUCAUAAUAUAUUAAGUGUGCACUGUAAAACCAUCCAGCCAUUUGACGCCCUUUAUGAUGUCACACCUUUAACUUAAGGAGAUGGGUAAAGGAUCUUAAUUUUUUUCUAAUAGAAAGACGUGCUACACUGUAUUGUAAUAAGUAUACUGUUAUAAUAUUCAACAAAAUUAAAUCCAAAUUCUAAACUACCCAUUAAAAUUACAUUGUCACAUUUCCCAGUUUUUAAAGCUGCAAAACAUCCCAGCUAAACUAGAUGUGAUAGUCAAAUCAGAUGAAAGCAUGAUGAUCCAUCUGUGUCAUGUGGUUUUAGUGUUGCUUGGUUGUUUCAUUUGGGCUUGUUCUGUUUUGUUUAUUUUUGCUAGAAUAAUGGCAAAUGUUUUUUUCUAAAUAUUUUUAAAAGUGAAAUGUGGGAAGAACUUUAAAGACACUCACCAACUAUUAUUUUCCCUCUCUUAUUUACUUAUGUAACCUGUUCAAAAAAAAUUUUGCCUCGUUACAGCAAAAGGAAUUUUAGAGGUUGAUAUUCUAAAAACAUAUAUAUGUAAAGUGUCCAAUCCAGUGAUUCAGUGAAACAGUUCGGGCAAACUUUACAGCUGAUAGUGAAUAUUUUGCUUUAUACAGAAAUCACCACUGAUUGGGAUUUGUGCACUCUAAUUUUUAACUUAUUGAUGCUCUAGUGUGCAGUAGCAUUUCAUUUAACUUUAAGAUAAGGCUCAUACUGUAGUCUUACCCACCUAGUUGGUAAUGUGAUUAUGUGGUACCUUGGUUUUAGGUUUUAAUUCGCACGAGUUUUGGCAUGCUUAGCUUUUGCUAACACCCCCUCACCCGCAUUGGUUUUGUUUGUUUUUUUGGGGUGGGGAACUUCGUUGGUUGAUGUUUAUUUUUUUAGAUCCACACAACAUGAGAAUCCUUUUUUGACAAGCCUUGGAAAGCUGACACUGUCUCUUUUUUUCUUCCCUCUGUCUGAAGAAUGUGUUUAAAUGAAUGCUGGUCAGUGGGACAUUUUGUCAACUAUGGUUAUUGGGUGCUUAUCUGUCUAAUAUUGCCAUGUGAGUGUUGUAUACGAUUGUAAGGCUUACGUCACUAAAGAUUUUUAUUCUGAUUUUUCAUGAUCAAAGUUCAUAUGAUAUUGUAUAGAUGCUUUGUAGUGUGAGCUAUUGUAGCAAUAAUUUCUGUACAUGAUCAAGGGUUUAUUACAGUAUUUCUUUUCCCGUUAUCCCUCCCCCCUUCUCUUUUAAAGGGUUAGUGUUAACAGUGAAUGACAGGAAGUGGAAAUGUCAACAUAAAGAGCUUUAGAAGAACUUACAGGACACAAAUCUGUGGUUCUUUGGGUGCAACACUUUGAAUGUGACUCUAAAAGCUUUUAUGAACAUUGUCAAAUUUGUAAGCUCCAUAGGGACGGACAUCAUAUUUAUAAUGCCUUUCUGUGUUCUGCCACAGGUGUGAAAUUCCUGACCUUAAUAUUGUCUUGGAAAAUGUUGAAUUGAGAAUUCUGUUAACUUACAUUUUAUGAAUUGGCGUAUUGUAUUAUUGCAAGAGAUUUGAUUUUCAGCACAGUGCAAAGUUCUUGAAAUGCAUAUAUGUCUUUUUUUUUCCUAAUUCCAUUUUGUUUUAAAGCACAUUUUCAAUGUAGUUUUCUCAUUUAGUAAAAGUUGUCUAAUUGA